AUGAGCUCCGCCGCUAUUUCCACCGAUUCCACGGCCGCGCUCAUAUCCGAGGUCGCCAGUGCCGCCGUCUCUGCCGCAGCAGCCUCUUCUUCGUUUUCCAGUCCUACCCAGAGCGUUAACAUCAAGAGCCUUGUUCCUAUUACUCUUGACAUGCAAUCCACUUCUUUUCGGCGCUGGCGGAAUACGUUCCGCAUCGUUCUCGGGCAUUUCGAUCUGCUCUCGCACAUCGACGUCAACAAUCCGCGCCCCAACGACGCCGCCUGGGUGCAGGCGGAUCUCACCGUCCUCAUGUGGAUUCAUGCCACGCUCGCCGAUGACCUCAUGGACAUGGUCAUGGAGGACAACCCGACGGCGUACUCCGUCUGGAAGCAAAUCGGUGAUUUCUUCAACACCAACAAAGCAAGCCGCGCCGUUCAACUGGAAGCUGAGUUCCAUAGCCUUCAGCAAGGUGACCUUUCUGCCUCUGAAUAUUGUCACCGCCUCAAGACCCUUGCCGAUGCUCUCGCCGACUGCGACCAUCCGCUUCGUGGUCGCGCCCUUGUUCAUCAGCUGGUUGCGGGUCUCCAUCCUCGCUACCACACAUUGAAGACUAUGUUGCCGGCGCUUCCCCAAUUUCCUAGCUUCCUUCAAGCCCGCACCAUGCUGCUGGCCGAGGAGGCCUCCCAGAACAAGUCCAAGCCGCCGGCUACAACAACUGAGACCGCCCUUAUCGCAUCUGAGGGCGCGGUUUCUUCGGGUGCGCAAUCUGGUGCUCGCCCUGAAUCUGGUGACCGCUACAACAACGCUGGUGGCCGUGGUGGUGGACGCUCCAACGCCAACACUGGUGGGCGCAACGGUGGACGCGGUCGCGGCCGCGGUCGUGGCGGCGGUCGCGGUAACUACUACAACAACGGCACCUCUGGCCGUGCGCCGUACCAGCAGCAGCAGCCCAACUGGGCGGCUUUCUUCCCUCCAUGGGGUGCUCCGUGGUGGCGCGCGCCAUGGACUGGUGCUACAGGUCCUGGCGUGAACCAUCGUCCUCCUCACCAGGCGUACAAAUGUGUUCUCUCAGCCGACUACUACAUCUGCGCCACCGAGUUGGGACACCUCCGGCCUCAUGCAAGAUCUACACGCUGCUUCUCUUCAGCAACCCUCCACCGGCGAGUGGUUCAUGGAUACCGGCGCCAGCACCCAUAUGACAAGCGACCAAGGUAA
Messenger RNA from Phragmites australis (common reed), 1194 nucleotides. RefSeq lists its product as uncharacterized. NCBI's taxonomy places the organism in Eukaryota, Viridiplantae, Streptophyta, Magnoliopsida, Poales, Poaceae. The coding region runs from base 1 to 1194 and encodes 397 amino acids. The record is from RefSeq and is a predicted model, not a curated record. The transcript has a single exon.